Messenger RNA from Hirundo rustica (Barn swallow), 7554 nucleotides. It is a transcript of the gene CDH13, whose product is annotated as cadherin 13. Gene Ontology annotation, molecular function: cadherin binding; calcium ion binding. The coding region runs from base 196 to 2334 and encodes 712 amino acids. Lineage: Eukaryota; Metazoa; Chordata; Aves; Passeriformes; Hirundinidae. Gene Ontology annotation, cellular component: plasma membrane; catenin complex; adherens junction. The transcript is spliced from 14 exons. The record is from RefSeq and is a predicted model, not a curated record. Gene Ontology annotation, biological process: adherens junction organization; cell-cell junction assembly; calcium-dependent cell-cell adhesion.
UCAUCCUUGUAAAGCCAUUGGUUCUGGUCAUCAGACUCUAUCCAAUGCUUUAGUGAUGAUGCUGCUGAUCUAUUUGGGAAGUUGGCUGGCUCUCAAGGCAGAGUCUCUUCUCAAAGGCUGUUUCACAGUGAAAAUAUGCUCAGUGCAGCCGAGUGCAUGAAUGAAAAAGCCUCUGGUACCUUCUAGUCUGGCAAAAUGCAGCACAAAACUCAACUUACUCUGUCUUUUCUGCUGUCCCAGGUUCUGCUGCUUGCAUGUGCAGAAGAUUUAGGAUGUGUCCCUGGAUUCCAGCAGAAGGUUUUUUAUAUAGAAAAGCCAUUUGAAUUCACAGAGGACCAGCUGGUUCUGAACCUGAAAUUCGAUGACUGCAAGGGGAACAACAAAUUGAACUUUGAAGUUUCUAACCCAGACUUUACAGUGGAGCUUGAUGGGAACUUGGUUGCGCUCAAGAAUGUAUCAGAAGCUGGCAGAGCCUUGUUCGUCCACGCGCGGUCGGAGCACGCCGAGGAUAUGGCAGAAAUCUUUAUUCUUGAAGCAAAUGAAAAACGCGGUGCGUUAAAGGAAAUCUUGAAGUUAGAAGGCAACCUUGGAAUUCCAAGACAAAAAAGGGCUAUUUUGGCCACUCCAAUAUUAAUUCCUGAAAAUCAAAGACCUCCAUUCCCCAGAUUAGUCGGCAAGGUCAUCAGAAGUGAAGGGACAGAGGGAGUAAAGUUUCGGCUCUCUGGAAAAGGAGUGGAUCAAGACCCAAAAGGAAUUUUUAGAAUCAAUGAGAUGAACGGGGACGUCUCUGUGACCCGAACUCUUGAUCGAGAAGCAAUUGCCAAUUACGAGCUGGAAGUUGAGGUCGUGGAUAUGAACGGGAAAACCAUUGACGGCCCAGUCCGCCUGGACAUCUCUGUCAUCGACCAGAACGACAACAGGCCCAUGUUCAAAGAGGGACCCUACGUUGGUCAUGUCAUGGAGGGAUCUGCCACAGGAACCACCGUGAUGCGCAUGGCAGCGUUCGACGCCGACGACGCCAGCACGGACAACGCCCUCCUGCGCUACAACAUCCUCAGACAGACGCCCACCAAACCCUCCCCAAACAUGUUCUACAUCGACCCAGAGAAGGGAGACAUUGUCACCGUGGUGUCCCCGGCACUGCUGGACCGCGAGACCAUGGAAAGCCCAAAGUAUGAGCUGGUUAUAGAAGCCAAGGACAUGGGUGGGAUGGAUGUGGGACUGACAGGCACAGCCACUGCCACCAUCCUUAUCGACGACAAAAAUGACCACGCACCAGAAUUCACCAAGAAGGAGUUCCAGGCCACAGUGAAGGAGGGGGUCACGGGUGUAAUAGUGAAUUUGACCGUGGGUGACCGGGACGACCCCGCCACCGGGGCUUGGAGAGCUGUCUACUCCAUCAUCAACGGGAACCCAGGGCAGAGCUUUGAGAUCCACACCAACCCCCAGACUAACGAGGGAAUGCUCUCUGUUGUCAAGCCUUUAGACUACGAGAUUUCAGCCUUCCACACGCUGCUGAUCAAAGUGGAGAACGAAGACCCGCUGAUCCCAGACAUCGCCUACGGGCCCAGCUCCACAGCCACCGUGCAGAUCACCGUGGAGGACGUCAACGAGGGCCCCGUGUUCCACCCAAACCCCAUGACAGUGACCAAGCAAGAGAACAUCCCCGUUGGCAGCGUGGUGCUCACGGUGAACGCCACCGACCCCGACACUUUGCAGCACCAGACCAUCAGGUACUCAGUGCACAAGGACCCAGCAGGGUGGCUGGAAAUCAACCCCACCAACGGCACCGUUGGCACCACGGCGGUGCUGGACAGGGAAUCUCCCUUCGUGCACAACAACGUCUACACCGCGCUCUUCCUGGCCAUCGACAGCGGUAACCCUCCUGCUACGGGUACGGGGACUUUGCACAUCACCUUGGAGGAUGUCAACGACAACGUCCCAUCCCUUUAUCCAACGCUGGCAAAAGUUUGUGACGACGCAAAAGAUCUCAGGGUAGUGGUUCUAGGAGCAUCAGACAAAGACCUUCAUCCCAACACAGACCCAUUCAAAUUUGAACUCAGCAAGCAAUCCGGCCCAGAAAAGUUGUGGAGAAUCAACAGGCUUAACAAUACCCAUGCCCAGGUCAUCCUGCUUCAGAACCUGAAAAAGGCCAAUUACAACAUCCCCAUCUCAGUGACAGAUUCUGGAAAACCUCCCCUGACCAACACCACAGAACUGAGAUUACAAGUGUGUACCUGCAAGAAAUCCAAAAUGGACUGCAGUGCAACGGAUGCUCUCCACAUCAGCCUGACCCUAAUCCUCCUUUCACUCCUCAGUUUAUUUUGUCUGUAAGAAUUCCUGCCAUCAGAAGCUGUCCUACCGAGUUGCCAUGGCAACAAGAAGAAAGGAAAAAAAACCCGUCAGAUCUGAAGAUUGCAGUUUACAAUUACUGUUCUUCACUCCUCGGCCUCAGUUGCUCCAGUUUAGUUUGCAAUCUCACUCAAUCUGUCCGACUGUACCUUGGUGUUCGACAGCCUCCACCCCUCUGCCCUUUGUCCCUGGAUUCCCCCUGCAGGACACAAGGUUUACUCAAAAUUUUCUCUGAAUGUUAAAAGACCGUGACAUCCAAACCCGACCUUGGGGGAGCAGAAUAAAAAAAAGAAAAAAAGAAAAAAAAAAAAAAAAGAAAGAAAAAGAAAAAGAAAAAACCAACAAAACAAAACAGACUGACUCAAUUUUUUUUCUAUCUGUUGACUUGUUGCUAUUCAGCUGUUCAGAAAAUAUUUUGUCUGUGGGUUAGUAUUUGUAUAUGUAUGAGUGUAUGUAUAUAUAUAUAUUUAUAUAGAGAGAAGAGUUAUACCACAGGUUUAGCUUUUAUAAAAUGUUCAUCUGGAGCCUGAGAAGGGAGGGAGCACAACAACACAGCCACAGGUGAAUUGUAGCUGCUCCAGCGCAGCUAAACCUGCAGCGCCUGCUGCUCAGAGCGCGGCCAGCAGCAGCCUGUGGCUCUGGCUUGGCCCUUCCCGCACCUCAGGUUCAGCAAACAAGAAAUGCCAGUCCCCAGGGCUUGCUCCUGACCUGAACUGCUCUGCCUGGGCCCCAGAGGGAGUUGAGGAUGCAGCAGGAGCAGCCAAGUGUGACCUGUGCUCAGCUCAGCCUGAUUUGAGGGGCUAAAGGGCUGAAACAGUGGCUGGGGCAGGGGAUGAAAUGUUUUUUAUCGUGAGUCCGAGAGCAACGCUCAGCGUUUGCCAGAGCACUGAUCCCUCUCCCAGCCUCUGUGCCAGGAGCAGCACAGGUGCCCUGUGCUACGAACGCCCUCACAAACACACCAGCCCAUCCUUCUGGAUAUAUAUAUAUACAUACAUACACACGUACACACAGUUUCCCGUUAAGAGUGACAAGAGCAUUUCUUCGUGUGUGUAAACUCUACCACACCUCUUUGCAGACAUGGGGGAAAAAAAAAAAAAAAUAAAAAAAAAAGGGUGUUUGUUCUCUAUGAAUAUGGAUCCUUUUUUAUUCUGUGAGCAUGUAAGGUCAAAAAAAAAAAAAAAUCCUUCUAACUGUAUGAAAAUGGUCAUCUUGUUAAUAAACUGUAAAUGAUCCAUAAGAGCUCACACCAAAUUUUUAUAAAAUUAACACAAAAAGUAUACUAGUGACAGACUGUGGCUUUUAUUAGAGCUUGCCAGUAACUAGGGUAAGGUAAGUGUCUUAGAAUAUUUUAAUAAACUUGCUUAUUUAAAGUUUAAACAAGAAAGCUUCCUUAUGCAAUAGAACUUUGCAGCUGCAUUCUUUAGUUAGCAUUCUUACAGUACUUAUGGGUCAUACUCGAUGGCAUCCUGACUGCAGUGAGAUUAUAUCUUCCACACCACCUAUAUGUUUCAAUAGUAAAGGUUCUUUGGAAACAUUAAAAAUAAGUCCAGACGUAUAUUUAGUUUCCCAUAAUGCUACACUAGAUAUUAAAUGUGUGUUGGUGGUUAAAAUUUGCUGUACAAUAGCUUUUCUCCGACUUCCUGUAUUGUACCAAAUAUGAAACAGGUUAUUUUUUUUCCUUUCUUCCUUUUUUUUUUUUUUUUUUUUUAAUCAAAAGGAGUAAUAACAACAGCAACAGAGGAAAAAUGAGUUUGUGUUGUGAGCUCUCCUAACCUUGUAGAUUUCCUGAUAAGAUAUGAGCUGCCUUCAGACCAGUUUUUCUCUUCCAGCUUAACUCCUGCCGUCCUGACCAAGCGAAAUCUCCUCCUGGCCCCUGCAGGAGCCUCUGUGUCACCAAAGUGGCACUCCAGGGUCCGUGGGAGCUGGUCAAGGACUCCAGGAGUGGCUUUGGCAGCUUCAGGCACCCCAGCAGGGAAGUGCCUGAUCCCAAAAACAUCAACAUGGGCACGUUUCCCGUCCUCUCUCCCUGCCCAUGCCUUUGUGUUGACCCCGUGCUGCUGCUUUGCCAUCAACAAUCAAGCCUUUUUUAUUAAUAGAUAUAUAUAUAUUAUUUUCAAGCAAAUUUUUUUCCAAAAGGAACGAUUUAACUACUGUAUGGCACCUCUGGAGCUCCAAUGUGUAUGUUCAAUGAAUGCACCCAAAGAUAUUCUGCACCCUGUGCUUUGAGCUACAAAACCUCUAUCUCAAAUAAAAGAAAUUAUAUUACCCUCCCCCACAAAUACUCUUUUCUAUUUGCUUUUUUCCUCUCUCCACCCAGCCAAACCCACCUCUGGAAAGAACCCCCCUUGACUUUGGUGUCAUUUCUGUCAAAUGCCAGAAAAAUCUGCCCUUCCCUGCUUUAAACCAAGGGUCACAGAGCAUUUGGUGAAUCAUUCCAAGGGCAGCCAAAACGAGGAACAAAGAGAAAACUCUUCUGCCUGGAGCUACACUAACAAGGGGAAGACUCUUCCUACCACCCUGUGCCCAAGGAUAAGACCUUUCUUCUUGGAUCCACUGCAAAAUUUUGAUGUGCAGAGAGGUCAGGGUCUGGCUGAAGCUCUGACCCGUGGCGCAUCCAAGCCUCCAUUCCCAUUUUCCCUUUAUUUCUGCUCCCACAUUAAAGCCUCCCAGCCUUUCCCACGUGUACCCAGGCAUGCCAGGAGAAGAUGGAGCUGCCAUGUUAAUGUUUCUCCCCAUUUAACACAGACUGGCACGUUCAGAGGUGUCACCUCUGGCUCAGAAAACACAAUGUCCAUUUCCUGAAACAAAGGAGCGACAAUGAUUUAUCCAUUUUUCGACAGUGGGAUGAGAAAGUGGAAAAUUUACAAAAUUGGUUGUAUUAUUUUCUAAUAGCUGAUCGUGUUUGAGAUUCGUUCAGCCAAGUUUGCCGUUUUUAUAACAUACCCCUUAUUCCUACCCAGCUAUUUCAGUCCCACCAAGGUUUAUUUCAGUCUGUGUUUGCAGAUAUAUAAAUGCUGUCUAGAGUCAGAAGGGCAGUGAACUUGUUCAUUCUUGCUCUGUAACAUGCACAAAACUUUUUAUUUGUGAAAGUCACUUCACUCGAAAAGGCUACGUGCUGUGGAAACAGAAACUGGGAAUAACAAUCAGUGAGAGGGGUUUAUUAGCUAGAGAAAGGUCUCAUUUUUGGUGUGCUUGCUAAUUGAACCCUGCUCUGUGCUCCUUGUGUGUGCUUUUCCAAUAUGCUUGUGUGCAUUUAUUAAUGUCCAUUUUGUUCAGUAGCUGUAGGUCUGAAGAGUAAAAAAAAAAAAAAAAACAAAAAAAAAAAAACAAAAAAAAGGGAAAUGAGCUGAAUUUUCUGCUGGGUGUGGAGGAAAAUUAGGUAAGGGUGGAACACUGGUAACACACUCCCUGAGCCCUCUUCUCAUCGUGGUUACUCUGCUGGAAAUCAAACAGCAGCUCCAUCACCACAACUGAGAAUCAGUUAUUCACGUCUAGGUGAAAUUUCACCUCCCCACAUUUUGCUUUUUGCUGGUUGGCUGUGAACAGUAAAGCUGCAGCGUUUGUCACAGGACUGCUGAGUGCUUACACAUCACCAGAAGUCUGGGGUUUGUGACAUCCAGCCACCCACAGGUGACCCGUGCCCUUCACUGACCCUCUGAAGGUGUCUCUAAGGCUCCCACAAUAAUUUGGUUUAACCUUUAUUUGCAAUAAUUUGGUUUAACCUUUAUUUGAAAUGGAUGGGGUCAAAUAAUUUGUCCUGUUCUCUUACGCAGUCGUUUUUUGAAUCACUAUAAUGCAAACCUCAUUUAUUAAAUUAUGGACUUACAAGCAGUUUGUAGGGCCCUAUCUUAAAUGCCUUAUCACUACUAAAAGACAUCUAUUAUAUUGGCAACUUUUGUCUUUCCUUUGCAAAGGCCUCUUGUCUGAAAUACUGAGAAAGCUGCCAAUUUUCUUCUCAAAUGUUAUUAAUUCACUUGGAGCAGAAUUCUGUACACAAAUAAUUAUACAUCACUUGGUCUAAAGGCUAAGUUGCUUUCAGAAUAGGUUGAAAAACGUCAUAUUUAAUUUUAAAAAAGAAAUUAAUUAUAUUAAAGUCACGCUGGCUGGAGAACACCAAGUCUAAAGCAACACUCUGCUCCUGUCUUGCCUUUAUUGCGUCUCUAGAAACUCUGUUGUCUGAGAGAUCCAGUCCAAUGCUAACACAAAAAUAAAAUAACAAUUAUUUUCUUUCGGUUAACUCCGCGCUCUCUAAUCUUUAGAAGCAGCAUGCAGUGCAGAGCAGUAAUUACCAUUACAACUAGACAGAGCUGAGUCUUUCCCACUCAAAGCACAUAACCCACUGCCUGCCCUGCUCCCUGGCCUCAUGCCAGGACACACGAGCUGGCUGGGGUUGGUCCCAGCGGGAUGGAUGCACUCCCCCACUCUCAGUGCAAAGUUUCGAGUUGCACAACUGCUAUGUGUGUAUAUAUGUAGAUAUAUAGAGAUAUACACAUAUAAAUAUAUAUAUUAUAUAUAUGCAGGUGGAAGGAGAUUGUUACAGCGAGGGGACUUGGAAUAAGCAGUUUAAUUCCCUCAGUUAGGGAUGAAUUUGUGAGAUAAGGGGCAGUAUGGGCUACAUGUAUGGAACCAGUCUGAUUUAAAGCAAAUACAAAAGGUGAAAAGCCCGCACACUAAACCCCAGGCUUAUCUCAACUCUCCUGUUGUAUUUCUGCUACCUUGAGCUGUCCCCUCGUACCACAAUUAUAUCAUUUGAAGAUAUGCAUCGUUGUUUGUUGACUCAUUUUUAGUUGUCUGUGGAUCAGCAGGUCACCAGUAGUGGAAAGGGAAGGGUUUAGAGCCAGAAUUCCUCAUUCCUGAGCUUUCAGUGGGACAGCUUUUUGGGAAAGUUUCAUCCGGCCUCGAACAUUACACCCCUCCUCCGCAUCAGCAAGUGGCUGCACUCUAAUUUGAGGUGAAAUGAAUGCAGUCUAGGGCCAGGCUGGGUGUUUGGAUGUGCACACAGCCCCUGCCUGGGGCUGAGGAAUAAAUCCGUGUCUGGGAGCCUGUGAUGGGGAACUCAGCACAAACGAGUUGUGUUGUUACUGCCAUUUCAGCCAGGACCCUCCUGUGAAACCACAUCUACCCCAAAACAACCUCUGUCCCUUCAAGUUACCAUCAAGUUUAUUUUUAUUUUUUUUUAAAUAGUCCAAGCAAGGAGGAAAA